AUGCAUGCACGAUGUACUGAAAUUCCUUUAAAACAAUUGAGCACUGUGUCAAUAUGUGAUAUUGAUUUCAUUAUUUUUACAUCAGAAUGUACAGAAUUUUCAAAACUGAAAAAUUUGUGUAAUGAGACAGGAUUGGUCGUAGAUGGCAAACCAGUAGAUCCACACUCAAUUCCGUUUAUCGCUUCACUGCAAAUAAGAAAAAAAUCGGAUCUUAGUUGGGAUUGGAUAUGCGGUGGGUCGUUGAUUGACACAAAGUUUAUUUUGACUGCAGCGCAUUGUGUACAUGAGUUCAAAAAAAACCCAACAAAGAUUUCAGUUCUCUUGGGUGCCCAUAAUAAAACGGAAAUAAAUUAUAGUACUCGAUUUAAUGUAAAAAAUAUAACAAUACAUCCUAACUACAAUCAUACAUUGAAUGAUAUUGCUAUACUGGAAAUGGAAAGACCAGCAGAUUUUAGCACGUUUAAAAUUCGACCAGCUUGCUUGCCCACAUCAAGUAGAGAGGAUAUCACAGAAUUUAGAGCUGCUGGUUUUGGCAAGACCAAUAGAGGGAAGGAAUCAAGUGAAUUGUUGCAAACAACUUUAAUGACACGCGAUAUUACAAAAUGCAAUUUUACGGCCUUCACGGAAUUGAAUGAAACUCUUCACUUCUGUGCAGGGCCAAAUGGUAAAACUGGCGGAAAUGUUUGUCGUGGCGACUCUGGCGGUCCAGUUUUUAGCUCAGAUCCUAAUCAUAAGAAUUGCCUUUUUUCGGUCAUGGGCAUCAUUACAAAGGGACGGUGAAGGUGCUUUUACUCUUCACGCCAGAGUUUCAUACUAUCGCGAAUGGAUUGAGCAAAUUGUUUGGCCAAAUGACACAA
Drosophila nasuta is the source of this 857-nucleotide messenger RNA. RefSeq names its product chymase-like. Lineage: Eukaryota; Metazoa; Arthropoda; Insecta; Diptera; Drosophilidae. Gene Ontology annotation, biological process: proteolysis. The record is from RefSeq and is a predicted model, not a curated record. Gene Ontology annotation, molecular function: serine-type endopeptidase activity. Bases 1 to 780 code for a protein of 259 amino acids. The transcript is spliced from 3 exons.